GGCUUUUAGGUAACCUCGAUACCUUUAUAAUAUAAAAGUAAAAAGGUAUCGAGUCAAUAUAAAUUAUAUUGACUAGUGCUGACUUGACAGUUUUCAGUUUUGGGUUGUAUAUCAGCUAUAGAUCAUGGGUUGAAGUUGCUUUUUAAGGAGUUAAUUGUAGAAGGAUGAAUCGUUCUUCAUUUUAUAAAGGACGGGACGUGACACCUAGAACCAGACCCAACAGUAUCGCAACCACCCAGUUCAAACUACCCUCACCUACUUCUCACAAUGCUAACGGAACAGGAAAGAAACCAGUCCUAAAGAAAGUAGACAGACCAACACUAGCAAGAGCCAAGAAGUUAGGUAAUACCGAUACUUUGGAUAUCCCUUUCUUUGAUAGGAUCGUCAUUGUUUCCCUCAAACGACAGGAAGGAGCGGAUGACCUUACUCCCUACGUUUCAUACUCAUUUCCCAAACUCAGUGGUCCUGAUCCCUCUCCUUUUCUUCCUCUCUUUUGUUUCCCUGACUCCCAGCGGAUAACUGAAGGAGAAUCAGUGUUGACGAGCAUUUACUCCUUCGUGCUAACAGAAGUAACGGGAGAUAAACAGUACGGCUACUGUAGACGCGUUAAGUCACGUGACAAAAGUACUGUACUGCCACAGGUAUACUGCGUGAUUAGCAAGUUAGCAUCAUUGGAGCUGUACAACGUUCUUCUCAACAAACUUACCGAACUACACGCUGUUUCUGAAGCUGCUGUUCAUGGUUUCCUCAGUGCCACGAUCUCCCUGCCAAUCCCUGCGCCUGGCUGCAAAGUGCGGGCUAAACAUCUCAACCACCUCAAAGGUCGGCUAGAAGACGUGGAGAUAGAACGGCCUUUAGAUGGUGCUAGACUGGAACACGUGGAGCUUAACAAACUGUUCCAAUGGUUCACAGUCCAACAAGUAAUAGAACUGUUCGGUAGUGUGCUCCACGAGCGUCGUAUCCUCAUCUCCUGCUCCCACCACCACCUCGCUAAACUAUCCAGCUGUGUCUCCUCGCUUGCUACCCUCAUAUACCCGCUCAAGUGGGAGUGUAUCUACAUCCCAAUACUUCCUAGACAGAUGAUUGAGGUAGUAACAGCCCCUACACCCUACUUGAUCGGGGCUAUGACAGAGGAUUUACCAGCUGUUCAGAGGGAACUCGAGGAAGAUUCGGAACCACUUUUACACUUUGAUAUGGACACUGCUUCUUUUGUUAGGUGUUACGGAGAUGAGUCCACUCUUCUUCCCCCUAAAUCUACCUCCAUGAUCCAGAACCAACUCCGGGCUCUUAUUUGUACCCUUCAUCAGGAUGUUCAACUUCAGGCAGAUAACACUGUUAUAUCUCACGUCUUUCUUACUUUCAUGUACAAACUUCUGGGUCACUUCAAAGAUUUCAUGAUCGAUUAUCAAGGUGUUCGUGAGUUAGAUACGGAGCCUUAUCUGCGUGCCACAAGGAGAUACCUUCGACCCCUUGCGGAGCGGAUAUCGGAUACUCAAUCGUUUGGGAUUUUUUCUGUCAAUAUUGGGGAGGCUGGAGACUACGAUCAGUUUAAAAACUUCGCAGAAGAGAAAAUUGCGAGUAGACAUCAAUCUGUUUUCAAAAGGACAUUUUCUUGACGAUUAUUUAGUAAUACUAAUAGUUACUACUAGUAAUGAUAAUUUUAGUUUAUUUUGAUUCUUGAUCGUUGUUUAUUAAAUUCAUUUUAUGUGCCUGGUGAACUCAUUGCCGCUGGUUAAUAAUUAUUAAAUCUAUAUAUUGCCCUUUUAAAAACUAUUAAUACCAUUCAUGUAUCAUGCAACUAAAGAUUUUAUAAUAUUAAUAGC
Messenger RNA from Bolinopsis microptera, 1823 nucleotides. Its product is annotated as DENN domain-containing protein 2B-like. The transcript has 11 exons. The coding region runs from base 165 to 1616 and encodes 483 amino acids. NCBI's taxonomy places the organism in Eukaryota, Metazoa, Ctenophora, Tentaculata, Lobata, Bolinopsidae. The record is from RefSeq and is a predicted model, not a curated record.